AUGGUAGUUGCAGCAUUGGCAAGAACACGCUUUGUGGCAACCCUGCCGCGAAGCUACAUCCAGAACUUCACGCGUUCAUAUACCUCCACUGCACCUAAAAAGGCAGCAAAGAAUCGUCUCUACAACUCCGUGCGCUAUGAACAUGAAUUCGAGACCUUGAACUUGCUCUCAUCCAGCAGCCGCAUACCUCUAAUCACCCUCUGGUCCGCCUCAUGGUGCCCCUCCUGCAAAGUCAUCGCCCCACUGCUCAAAGAACUCAUCAAUGAAGGCGUUGGAGAAGCUCAAGGUGGUGUCUCGUAUGCCGAGAUUGAGCUCGACUCACCAACUCUGGGAGAAUUGGCUUUGAGAUAUCAGGUCAACUCGCUGCCAACUUUAUUGGCUUUUGAUAGACAGGAGGCUCAGCUGGAGACAAAAGUCCAUAAGGUGGAUGAUAUGAAGAACAGACAGUUUCUCAUCAACUGGAUCGAAACGGAAGCGAAGCGUCACGGCGAGGGUGGCGCUGGAGGAAGCAGUCUAUUCAACCUCUUCAGAAGUUGA
This is a messenger RNA of Aureobasidium subglaciale EXF-2481, 537 nucleotides long. RefSeq lists its product as uncharacterized. The transcript has 3 exons. Lineage: Eukaryota; Fungi; Ascomycota; Dothideomycetes; Dothideales; Saccotheciaceae. Bases 1 to 537 code for a protein of 178 amino acids. The record is from RefSeq and is a predicted model, not a curated record.